AUGUUUUGUAAAUAUGCCUUGUACACCGAAUAACAAACGUCGUUCUGUUAUUUACAAGUUGCAGAGAAAGUGUUUAUCUUGUCCCUAUCCAAAAGUAUCCAAACCUCGUUGGUGUUGCUUUCAUAAAAAGGGUAGCCAAGACCACGCAAAGAAAGAUAACGAUACAGGACUUUUUGCCUUUUGGAAACAAGCCUGGAAAUCUCCUUUUUAUGUAAAAGCAGAAAAUGUAACGGCACCUCAAGUCGUGCGUAGAAGUAAGGUCAAUCGACUGUUGACGCUAUUUUGGCAAGUAGCAAAGCCUUAUUGGUUGGAAGAAACAAAGGCAAGAUGGGAAUUGGGAUCAGUUGUUGCUCUCACUUUGUUACAAAGUGGCGUAUCGGUUGCCUUCUCUUACAUUGGAAGAGACUUUUGGAAUGCCCUAUCCGAAAAGAACCUAGAGAAUUUUCAGCAUGAAAUUAUUUUGUUUUUUACUGCGAUGGUUGUAGGGGUUCCCAUAUUUGUCUUGUACAGUUAUUUUCGUGAGAUAUUGAGUAUUCACUGGAGAGAAUGGCUAUCUGAUAGGAUUCUCAACAAAUAUUUUGAAAAGCGUGGAUUUUAUUACUUGGAAUCCAAUAGUCAAGUGGAUAAUCCUGAUCAACGAAUAGCCGAUGAUAUUCGCGCAUUCACGAAUACUUCAUUGCAAUUUAUUUUAACGUUUAUUAUCUCAGCUGUUGAUUUGAUCUCCUUUUCGGUUAUUCUGUUUUCUAUCUAUCCAGAAUUAUUUCUGGUGCUGAUCGGUUAUGCAAGUGUGGGCACCUAUUUGACAUACUAUAUCGGUAACCGUUUGAUUUUAUUGCACUUUGAUAGAUUGCAAAAGGAAGCAGACUUUCGUUAUGUUUUGGUGAGAAUUCGUGAAAAUGCAGAAAGCAUUGCGUUUUAUGGAGGUGAAAAUAGGGAACAAGAAUUGGCCAAAAGCAGAUUGAAUAAAGCACUAUCGAGAACUAUUGAUAUUGCUAAGUUGCAAAGGAACUUGGAAUUCUUUACCAAUAGUUAUCGGUACUUGAUUCAAGUAUUGCCUGCUUGGGUGGUUUCUCCUCUCUAUUUUCAAGGUGCGAUAGGUUUGGGAGUGAUAUCACAAAGUAUUUCAGCAUUCAACCAUAUUUUGAGCGACCUCAGUAUUAUUGUGAAUCGUUUUGAACAACUAAGCCAAUUUUCUGCUGGAAUUGACCGUCUUGGGGAGUUUUUAGAAGUACUUGAAGCAAAUGAAAGCAUAGGAAUUGAAAAAGAUGCGCUCAUCCAACGUCGGGAGACAGAAGAUAUCGUUCUUCAAUUGUGCAAUAUAUCGAUCAUGAUUCCAAGUGAAGAACCUCGAUACCUCAUUCGAGAUGUCAAUCUGAAGGUGGAACGUGGACAAAGACUAUUGAUCGUUGGAGCAUCAGGCAAAGGGAAGUCGUCUUUGUUGCGUGUAAUUGCUGGACUCUGGAAAUGUGGUAGUGGCACUGUUCGUUGUCCUUCUUUAAAGGAUACUUGUUUCCUACCCCAACGUCCGUAUUGUACACUUGGAAGUCUGAGAGAACAACUGAUAUACCCCAAGACGAGACAACAAGUGAACUACACGGACCAAGAAUUGAUACAAGUUUUAGAAAAAGUAGACUUGUUGGACUUGUUUGAACGUUACAAUGACUUGGAUGUGGUGAGAGAUUGGUCGGAUACAUUGUCUUUGGGUGAACAACAAAGGUUAGCUUUUGGUCGUUUGUUAUUGAGUCGACCGAAAUUUGUAUUGAUGGAUGAAGCUUCUUCCGCUUUGGACCUCAAAAGUGAGAAAAAACUUUAUUCUUUUUUACAAGAAAGCGAUACUAUUUAUGUCAGUGUUGGACACCGGCCUAGCUUGUUACAGUAAGUAUUUUGAAUAGUUUGCUUUAAGUUGAUGUGGAAUUCGUUACAAAGGUAUCAUAACCUGUUGUUGAGGUUGACGGGUAGGGCGGAAUGGGAAAUGGAAGAAAUUAGGGAUUCCAUUCGAGAAACAAGUUAUAUAUAAAUUUCAUCUUUGGGAGGUUUGUUGCUGCAAAAAGUUGUAUUGUUUGUCACAAAGUCUGAAAACUUGUUCCCAACUUUUCCCGGAAUCCAUAUGAAAUUUCCAAUAUUCAUAAGCAAGUCGAUAGAGUGCUCUAUUCAUUUCUAAGUGAUAUUCCAAUCGAAACCUUCGCAGUUCAGAAUCCUAAAU
Molecule: messenger RNA, 2203 nt
Organism: Galdieria sulphuraria
Lineage: Eukaryota; Rhodophyta; Bangiophyceae; Galdieriales; Galdieriaceae
Product: ABC transporter, ATP-binding & transmembrane domain isoform 1
Exons: 5
Coding region: 14-1879 (621 amino acids)
Biological process (GO): transmembrane transport
Cellular component (GO): membrane
Molecular function (GO): ATP binding; ATP hydrolysis activity; ABC-type transporter activity
Source: RefSeq, a predicted model, not a curated record